Molecule: messenger RNA, 2409 nt
Organism: Panonychus citri (citrus red mite)
Lineage: Eukaryota; Metazoa; Arthropoda; Arachnida; Trombidiformes; Tetranychidae
Product: type I phosphatidylinositol 4,5-bisphosphate 4-phosphatase-B-like
Exons: 3
Coding region: 407-1249 (280 amino acids)
Biological process (GO): phosphatidylinositol dephosphorylation
Cellular component (GO): lysosomal membrane; phagocytic vesicle membrane; plasma membrane
Molecular function (GO): phosphatidylinositol-4,5-bisphosphate 4-phosphatase activity
Source: RefSeq, a predicted model, not a curated record
UUGUUUUUAUCUCUCACUUGGUCAAUUUCCUGUUUUGUUAAUUAGUUUCUUCUUGUUUUCUUUUCUAUCUGAUACUUAUAUUUAUUAAAUCAUCUUUAUCUCUAAUUAGUAUUGAUUCUAUUUCCUGUUCUUCCUUUUUUUUUACACAGAGUUUCAUUGGUGAAUUUUUGAUUAUUCACAAUUCAAUGUUAUGAUGUUCAUAUUGUGAUAAUCUUUCUAUUUAUUUAUUUACUUUUUUUGGGUCACCUUAUCCAUCUUAACUUUUUGUUCAAUUUAUUUUUUUUCUUCUUCUAUUGGCCUUUUGACUGGUUCCUUAACCAUUGGUGAUAUUUGCCAUAAAAUAUAAAGUAUUUUACAAUCAUCUAUUUACAAGAAAAAUCAAGUCACAAAUUAGAAACAAAACAAAAUGUCUUCACACAAUUCAACUGAUGAAAAUCAGCCACUUUUAGGAGCUGUUGGAGGCGUCGAAACAAAUAAUGGAAGUAAUGGUGAUAGAUGGAAACCGCCCAAAUCUGAGGUUUAUGUUCGUCCAGCUGAUCCUGGUUACAAUGGAGAUAAUCCACCAGCUUAUGAACCGACCUUAGCCAUGACUGGUGGUCGAUUAGCAAUUGCAUGUAAAGUCUGUGGCUCCAUGAUAGAUGUCACUGAGAAAAAGGAGCAACAUGUUGUCAAAUGUGAUCAAUGUAACGAGGCAACUCCCAUCAAACCUGCUCCACAAGGGAAGAAAUAUGUUCGAUGCCCAUGUAAUUGUUUACUUGUUUGCAAAGCAUCAGCUCAAAGGAUCGCAUGUCCUCGUCGUAAUUGCUUAAGAAUUAUCAAUCUAAAUGUAGAGAGUCGUAAUACUGGUACUCAGAUUCCUCCAGCUCUCAACGAGGGAGGUGAACGUAUGGAUGCUGUCUCAAGUUCUGGCCCUUUACCAGAAAUGUGUAGAGUAACUUGUAGCCAUUGUAGUGAAUCUUUUCUCUUCAAUACAUUAAGUAAUUCUCUGGCUCGAUGUCCCCAUUGUCGUAAACUGUCCUCCGUUGGACCUGAAUUUGCUCGUUUCAAGGGAUUGAUUUACCUUGUUGUUGCUAUUAUCUUUUUCGCCAUUGCUCUUGGAGUGACACUUGGUACUCUCAAGUAUCUUUCAAAUAUGAAAGGUUUAAUUGUGCUAUAUAUCAUACUAUUUCUCGUUGAUGUCGCUAUAAUCUUUAGAUCAUUGUUUUACUUGACUAUGAAAGUGAGCAACAUUGAACACAGUGCCGCGUGAUAAUUCAAUUACAAGAAUUGGAAAAUCUUGCAAACAAAGAAAAGAUAGAAAAAAAGAUUCAUCAUCAUCAUCAACACCCAUAACAACAUCGCCAUAACAUCAUUUUUCAUUAUUAUUAAAUGCAUACCUUAAACUUCAAAGGAAAACAAGCAAAUAACCAUUUAGGAAGUAAACAAAAAAAUCACCAAUAGAUCACACAAAGAUUUCUAUUUCUCUCAUCUUUCACUGAGAUCAUGGCGGAAGAAAAAAAUCAUAAUAUUUUUACCGAAUUCAUAUUUCAUCCAGUUAAAAAUAUAACCAAUGGUAACAUCAAUUAGCUUUUCUCUCAAACACUAUCGUGAUUUCUAAUUAUGAUUGGUCAUCUGAAAAUGUUUACCGGACAUUUUAAAACUUAGAGGAGAGAAAGUUUAAAGAAAAAGGAGUAAAAAUCAUCAUCAUUCAGUGUUUACAGUUGAAAUUCAUCAAAAAGUAGGAUCUUCAUCUGAUUUUUAGCAGAAAAAAACAUCAUGUUAUAUUUUUAUCAUAUUUUGUAAUCAUAUUAUUUACACCAAUUUGAUUCAUUUUUUUUUCGAAUGGAUUAAGAAAAAGAUUAAAGAAAAGAGGAUAAACCAUCAAAUAGCAACACUCCGUUCAUCUGAUCACCUUAUAAAAAGUUGAAUCCUGUCUGCUUAAUUUGGUUAAUCAUAAUUUCCUGUUGAUUCUGUAUGAAAAUCAAAACCAACUUAGAGGCGAAAAUGGCAAUCGGGAUUAUUUCAAGUUUAAGACUGAGUUUAUUUCACAAAGUAAUUGGAGAUUGAAAUGAUUAACACAAUGUUUACUAAAUUACUUCAGCCAUUUUGUUAAAUUGCAACAAAAUCAACAAAAUUCAUUGGUUCCUGUGUCAAUCUAUCCGGCAAAAACCGAGAAAUUUAAUCAACUAAUCAACAAAUUGAUUCUCUCUUUACCAUUAUGAUAAAAUUAUCAAUUAAUCAACUAUUUCCUUUUAUUGACCAUAAAAACAAACAAACAUUUAAAAGUGUUUCCGAAAUCAAUUUGCAAAAAAAGCUUCAAUGAGGAAAAACAAAUUACCAUGAAAUUAAUUGUCCAUCCUCAUUAUUACAAUUAUUAUUUCUUAAUUCAAAUUAUUAUCAUUAAAAGAAAAUUUAAUCUUUAACAAGUAA